AUGGGAGAUACACUAUCAUUUCUGAUAUAUUUUCAUAAUUUAGAUUACUAUAAUCCAGUCGUUGGCGAUCGCGAAGUUGUUCGGUGCGGCCGCGGUCACGAUGGCCACCGUACUAGGGUUUAUAGUUCUAACUGCAGCCUGUUUAGCAGCCGACGCGUUCCCAGACAAACCACUUCCGUACAGAAACACCAUAUUCGGGGACGAGAAACUGGAAGGUGAAGUCUUCGAAGAAGUAGACGCAUUCAACAGUAUCACUCUUUAUAACACUGCUGACAAUCCAUACCGCUUACCUCGAACGACUUUUCCUGUACAUUACAAUGUCGAUUGGACUAUCAAUCUACCCGACCCGAGAAAUUUCUCUGGCACCGUGAAGAUAUACUUGCAGGCCUCUUCGUAUUUUAACAAUGAAAUUGUGCUUCAUGCUCACGACUUGAACAUAAAUUCUGUGAAACUAGAACUAAAUUCAGAAGAAGUGGUUCAAACGUACACAGUUGAACCGGAAUUUCAUUUUCUCCGCAUAAGACCCGUGGCUGGACCGCUGCUCUAUAACUGGACCAUUCCAAUCACAUACGAACUCACCAUUGAUUUUGAGGCACCGUUGAGGGAUGACAUGUAUGGCAUUUAUCAAAGUUGGUUCAGAAAUAAUUACACUGAUGCUGAAAGUUGGAUGGCAUCAACGCAGUUCCAAGCUACGGCCGCUCGAUUCGCUUUCCCCUGUUAUGACGAGCCAAGUUUCAAGGCGACAUUUAACAUAUCCAUAACCCGCCCUGCGAACUACCAUAGCUGGUCGUGCACAAGGCAACAAAUGACCGUAGACAGUGAUCUGCCGGGAUACCAAACGGAUAUUUAUUAUCCCACACCUAUUAUGUCAACAUAUCUAAUAGCGUUGAUUGUGGCUGAAUACCAAUCGGAGCCAGUGAAUGGUACUAAUCCCGAAACAAAUGAAGAGGUGUUACAAUAUGAAGUUAUCGCCAGACCAGGGGCGAUGAGGGAAGGCCAAGGAGAAUAUGCUUUAGAAAUGGGACAAGAUCUUUUGGCCGAAAUGAGCAAUCACACCGAUAUGGACUUUUUCGGUGUCCAUCAAUACAUAAAAAUGACACAGGCUGCUAUACCUGACUUCGGUGCAGGUGCUAUGGAAAAUUGGGGUUUACUCACAUACAGGGAAGCAUAUUUGAUGUAUGAUGAAAAUCACACGAAUGGCUACUUCAAACAAUUGAUCGCUUACAUUCUGUCCCAUGAAAUUGCCCACAUGUGGUUUGGUAAUCUAGUAACUUGCGAUUGGUGGGAUUCCCUAUGGCUUAACGAAGGCUUUGCUCGAUACUAUCAGUACUUCCUGACUCAUUGGGUAGAUCCGAAUUUGGGUCUUGGCUCCCGCUUCAUCCCGGAACAGGUCCACACGGCACUACUCAGUGAUUCGUCUGACAAUCCACACCCGCUGACAAAUCCAGGAGUGGGCAGUACUAGCGCUGUCAGCGCCAUGUUCUCUACAAUCAGCUACAACAAGGGAGCAGCCAUCAUCAGAAUGACAGAACAUUUAAUGGGUAGCGAUAAUCACCGCCAUGGCCUACGAAAAUAUCUGAGAAAUAGGGAAUUCCAAACUGCCCGCCCCAUUGAUCUCUUUGAAGAUCUUGGUGAAUCUGCUAACGAAAGCGGAGCUCUCGCUGCCUACGGUCCAGAAUUUAAUAUCGUAGACUAUUACAAAACAUGGACUGAACAAGGAGGACACCCGGUACUCAAUGUGGCGGUGAACCACCAAACUGGCAUCAUGACCGUCUCCCAGCGUCGCUUCAACAUUAACAGUGGUUACUCUACGGCUAGCAGUAACUGGAUCAUUCCUGUGACAUUUGCUACGGCAAGCAAUCCCGAUUUCGAGGACACCAAACCUACUCAUAUUAUUUCUGGAACUUUGGCUUUCAUCGAUCGCAACAGCACCGGUGAUGAGUGGGUAGUCUUCAAUAAGCAGCAAACUGGUUUUUACCGAGUUAACUAUGACGAUUACACAUGGGAUCUCAUCGUGAUGGCACUGAGAGGACCUAACAGAACCAGCAUCCAUGAGUAUAACAGAGCCCAGAUCGUCAACGACGUCUUUCAAUUUGCUCGGAGUGGCCUCAUGAACUACACCAGGGCGUUCAACAUUCUGUCAUUCCUCCAAAAUGAAGACGCGUACACUCCUUGGGUGGCUGCAAUUACUGGCUUCAACUGGAUCAACAACAGGGUGAUAGGAACACCCAUAGAAAGUCGAUUAAACCAAAUGUUCAUGGGAUGGGCUUCAAACGUGAUGGGCCAACUAACGUACGAUGUUCCUGCUAAUGAGACAUUUAUGAGGUCCUACUUGCGCUACCAGCUUGCUCCAGUGAUGUGCCGACUUGGCAAUAAUGAAUGUCUGCAAGCCGCAACGGAACAGUUCACAAAUCUGACUCAAAAUGGUCAAGAAGUGGCAGUGGAUAACCGCAACUGGGUGUAUUGCAAUGCCCUCCGUCAGGGCGGUUGGUCAGAAUUCGAGUAUCUUAGUAAUAGGUUCUUGCAACAUAACGUCUACACCGAGAAGAUCCAAAUUUUGAUGAUUUUGGGAUGCACAAAGAAUGCGACAGCAUUGAAUUUGUUCUUGGACGAUAUCGUUGAAGAAAAUUUCAUCAUUCGAAAGCAAGACUACAAUACUGCUUUUAACUCUGCCCUCACUGGAAACGAAGAGAAUACAGCCAUCGUUUUCGAAUACAUACAAAAUAAUACUGCAGCGGUUAUCGAUGCGUUUGGUUCCUUGGCAUCACGCCUUAGUGCCGUCGCGUCUCGACUCAGGACUCCGGAGAAAGUUAGAGAGUUCCGCGAAUGGGCAACCAACAACCAAGCUCUCCUAGGAGCUGAAUUCCAGGCAGUAUAUAACGCUGCCGAGAGCUCUAUCAGCGCCAUAGAGUGGGCUGACGACAACCUUGAAGACUUCGACAAUUACUUAAAUGUUGGCGAUCAACCACUGACAUCUAGUACUCCCGCUCCCAUCAUCACUACUCCUCCAUGGACAAUGACUGUACCCAACAUUCAGGCACCAACGACUCCUGAUCUACCUGAUCUACCUGAUUCAGCUAACACUAGUUUCUUAUCAUUCAUAGCCAUUUCAUUUGCUUUAAUUGUUAAAUUUAUAUUCUAACUUUAUUUCUUUAGUGACUUCUUUCGCAUAAACAAUAUUGAUAUAAACAAGGCGUCAUACCAAGCAGAACAUUAAGACAGCUAAAUAAAAUCACAAACUAAUUGAAAUAAUAUUUUAUUAUAUUAUACCUUUUAAUGAAAACAAGGCUGUUUAAUUUGUGAUUUCGGUGUCGUUGAUGUGUGUGUACAUAAUAGUAUAAAAGAAAAUAUUUUUAUAAUUUAUUAUAAUAAAAUAUUUUACAACAUGA
Molecule: messenger RNA, 3389 nt
Organism: Chilo suppressalis (striped riceborer)
Lineage: Eukaryota; Metazoa; Arthropoda; Insecta; Lepidoptera; Crambidae
Source: the annotation of a GenBank genome assembly